CGAGAAAGUGUGAAGACAAAUUUUGUGUUCUGUGGGGAGCUCCAUAUAUAACUUGCAUGUCUGUGAGAAAUCUGAAAUACAGGGCCUUUUUCUGGAGCUAUACUGUUCAACUGCUUUCAACAUGUCUCAAGCUUUACCUCAUUUAUCUGAAAAUGCUCUCGAUUUAAUUGGAAACACUCCAAUUGUCAAAUUAAACAAAAUUCCCCAGAGCUUAGGUUUGAAACCUCAAGUCUAUGCCAAAUGCGAAUAUUUCAAUGCCGGUGGGUCUGUCAAGGACAGAAUUGCCAAAAAAAUGGUCGAAGAAGCUGAAGCCAGCGGUUUAAUCAAACCAGGCUACACUCUUAUCGAACCAACCUCCGGUAACACUGGUAUUGGUUUAGCCUUAUUGGGCGCCAUUAAAGGUUACAGAACAAUUAUCACCUUGCCUGAAAAAAUGUCGAAAGAAAAAGUUUCGGUUUUGAAAGCUUUGGGAGCUGAAAUUGUUAGAACCCCAACUGAAGCUGCCUGGGAUUCACCUGAAUCGCAUAUUGGUGUUGCCAAAAAAUUGAAUAAUGAAAUCAAAAAUUCCGUUAUUUUAAAUCAAUACACCAACCCAAAUAACCCAUUAGCUCAUUAUGAAUCUACAGGUUAUGAGAUUUACAAGCAAACCGAUGGUAAAUUGACUGCGUUAGUGGCUGGUGCUGGAACUGGUGGUACUAUUACUGGUAUCGCUAAAUACUUGAAAUCAAAGAAUCCAGAUAUCCAAGUUGUAGGCGCUGAUCCAAAAGGUUCAAUUUUAGCCUUACCUGAAUCCCUAAACAAUACCAACGAUUCUGCUGUCUAUCAAGUUGAAGGUAUCGGUUAUGAUUUUGUCCCCGAUGUUUUAGACAGAUCUGUGAUUGAUACAUGGUAUAAAACUGAAGAUACUGAGUCAUUUUACUUAGCCAGAAGAUUGAUCAAAGAAGAAGGUUUGCUAGUUGGUGGUUCCUCUGGUAGCGCUCUAGCUGCUGCAAUCAGAUAUAUUGUUGACACUCCUUCCUUGACUGAAGACGAUAUAAUCGUUGUUGUGUUACCUGAUAGCAUCAGAUCCUAUUUGAACAAAUUUGUUGAUGAUGACUGGUUGAAAAUCAAUGGUUUCAAUAACCUUGAUGAAUACGAUGUACUUAAUCACACUUCAAAGAAAUCCGAUGGCCAUAAAAGCAAAGGUGAAGCGACUAUUAAAGAUUUGAAUUUAAAGUCUGUUAUAUCAAUUAAAAGUGGCGCUAACAUAGUCGAUGCUAUCAAGAUCUUGAAGGAAAACAGUUUUGAUCAAAUUCCGGUUUUACAAGAUAAUAAAUUAGUUGGUUUAAUUACUUUAGGUAACAUAUUAAGUAAAUUAUCUUCCAAAAAGAUCCAACUUAAUGAUUUAGUUGAAAAAGUUAUGUUUGAUUUCAGAAAUUUGACUGGCUAUUUUACAAAUGAACACGACAUUUUAAAGAAAAAGAAAAGAAGUUUCCAAGUAUUCAGUGAAAAUACCAAAUUAACUGAUUUAGACAAGUUUUUCGAACACAAUUCUUGUGCUAUCGUAACUGAUGAGUCUUUAAAACCUGUUCACAUAGUCACAAAAGUUGAUUUGCUCUCCUACUAUGUUGAAGAAGGAUUAUUUUAAUUUCUAUCAAAGUACAUGAAAAUAAAUGGAAAUAAAUAGAAACAAAAACAAUAACCAAAAGGUUAUUCAUUUUUUUUUGUUUUUUAGUUGAUUGUUUUUUUCCAAUUUUAAUUAUUUUGGUUUUCAAAUAUAUAUAGAACAUAUAACUUUUUAAAAAAAAUUACUGAUAAAUUUUAAUAGAAUUCACUACAACUGGUUUUUAUCUGUUUUUUAUUUAUAUACUAUUGUUAUGAACUCUUUGAGCUACUUCCCAGUUUAUUUUUCUAACGAUUUUAUCAUACAAUAUGACCUCUAAACAUUCAUAUUUCCAAUAUUCAAAAACUUUCAAUGCAACGGAAAUAUGUUCAUUUAGCUCCUUUUCUGUAAAAAAAAAUUCCUUAAACUUAACAAAUA
Ascoidea rubescens DSM 1968 is the source of this 2020-nucleotide messenger RNA. RefSeq names its product cystathionine beta-synthase CYS4 (gene CYS4). Bases 122 to 1627 code for a protein of 501 amino acids. Lineage: Eukaryota; Fungi; Ascomycota; Saccharomycetes; Ascoideales; Ascoideaceae. The record is from RefSeq and is a predicted model, not a curated record. The transcript has a single exon. Gene Ontology annotation, cellular component: cytoplasm. Gene Ontology annotation, molecular function: cystathionine beta-synthase activity; cysteine synthase activity.